Messenger RNA from Phycodurus eques (leafy seadragon), 2848 nucleotides. It is a transcript of the gene poc5, whose product is annotated as POC5 centriolar protein homolog (Chlamydomonas). Gene Ontology annotation, cellular component: centrosome. The record is from RefSeq and is a predicted model, not a curated record. The transcript has 15 exons. Bases 7 to 2448 code for a protein of 813 amino acids. Lineage: Eukaryota; Metazoa; Chordata; Actinopteri; Syngnathiformes; Syngnathidae.
GUUUAGAUGUCUUCAGAUGAAGAGGCGAGUGUCCCAGUGUUGCCUAAGGAGUCAACAUAUCGUAGCAACUCUACCUGCUCUGAGCUUCAGGAUGAAUAUGAGGAGCUCCUCCAAAGUGCCGUGGCUUCGCCAAGACUUGAUGCCGUCUCUGGUGCUCGCCUGGUGGGGAGGGGGGCCUCACAUUUGUCUGCAGAGGGUCACAGUUCACAGAGGCAUUCACAACAAGUCUCAGAGAAGACCGUGCAUACUACUAGCAAAGGUUUGGGGAGCUCAGACAGAUUACAUGAUGCAUCUAAUAUGGCACGUCCAAACACCCAAGGCUUCACUGAGUACACUGAAGUGGAGCUUUUCAUCUCGGAGGAAAACAUUAGCAAGAUGGAAAACAUUCUGGACACAUGGACCCAAAAAUUGAAGACCAAUGUGCUGAGGGAGCUGAGGAAGUGGAGGGUGGCCUUCAUAGAUCAACACAGGCGAGAGUUGCAGAAGGAGCGAGAGAUUCAUUUAGCCAAGAAUGAGUCCUUGAAGUCGGAGCUCGACAGCCUGAAGGAGCUACUACACACUUAUGAGAUUUCCAACAAUAGAAAGGAUCAGAUGAAUAAAAAUCUGAGUGUGGUGUUGGACAGACAAAAGCAGAAGCUUGAAAAGAUGAGGGCCUUCACCCAAUGGAGACUUCAAUACAUCGAGGCUAAAGAGGAGGCUCACGCGUACCGGGUAGCACAGCAACACUACAAUUUGCAUCUGAAGAGGAAGGUGUGGUUAGCAUGGCACUCCAUCACCAAGAGGGAGUGGAAGGUCAGGAUGGAGCAGGCAUGCCGCACAAGAGCUGAGGAGGUGUGCACCCGCCUGUCGGAAAAUUACGAGGCACAGAUUCAGACGAUGACUGCAGAACACGGCGAGGCCCUCGAGAAGGCGGAGGCCGAGAUUGAGAGACUGCAACUCGAGCAAGAACGGCGAGAAGUGUGUAUGAGGAAAGCCUUGAUGAGGGGUGUGUGCGCCCUCAACAUGGAGACUCUCCACUUGUUUAAAACCACAGACGGUGGACCCCAAGACCUUGAUGACUUCGACCCUAAUUCACCUCCUGAUGAUGAUGAUCCUGACGCUGAUGUGUUGGCUCAGGUCCAGCCACGUCCCCCCCGAAGCCCGGCCCAAUUCGAUCGCCCAAUGUCUCCUCCUACUUUCCAUGAAGAUGGCAACAGGAUGGGGUUUGGUGCACCAAGGCACACUGAAUUCCCCCCUCCCACUUCAACUGCGCUCACUGCAGCCGGGCACACUGCAGCCAGGCACGCUGCAGCCGGCGGGCACGCUGCAGCCGGCCGGCACACUGAUGCUGCAGCCGGCCGGCACACUGAUGCUGCAGCCGGUGGACACGCUGCAGCUGGUGAGCACACUGCCGCCAGCCGGCACACUGACGCUGCAGCCGGCGGGCACGCUGCAGCCGGCGGGCACGCUGCAGCCAGCCGGCACACUGACGCUGCAGCCGGCAGGCACACUGCAGCCGGCGGGCACGCUGCUCCCGGUGAGCACACUGCAAUAAGUGGGCACAUUGCAGCCGGCGGUCACACUGCAGCUGGUGGCCACGCUGUAACCAGUGGGCACAGUACAGCCAGCGGGCACCCUGCAGCUGUACACAGCUUAUUCUCACACGAGGCACGACCUGGCUUUCACAAACAGGCCACUGGGGGUGUGGUGACAGCGAGCCAACAAAAACCUACAAAAAGUUCAACAGCUCGCAGCUCCACCCAACAUGUUGGUCAAAGUAUACGCAGCAACCUAGAGGCGAUGAGUGUGGCUCCACCUAUGAGCUCCACUGCUGUAGACGACCAUCAUCCUAUGACGCAGCAAACUCUUGGUCAGGCUACCGCCUCGAAAUUUCCUCGUUCCUCCCAACAGGCUCCCCGCACCAGCGGAGGCUGGGCUUCGUCCAGAAUGCACACCAGCAACUACCCCCCACCACCUUGGGAUGAGCCUGGCCCUACAACAUGGGCUUCAUGCCCGGUUCACUUUGACCACCCAGAAUCUCCGACCCACCAUGAAGACGACCGUAGGAUGGGCGUUUGGUACACCAACGAAGUUCUCCCUUCCACUUCAGCAGCUCACAGUUCAUUCCCACAAGGGGGCAGCACUAGUUUCCAUAAACAGGCCUCUGGGCGUAUGGUCACAGCCGGCCAACAGAAACCGGCAAAAACUAUAACAGCUCGCAUCACAGCGCAACCAUUUGUUGGUAAGCGUAUACGCAGCAACCUCCAGGUGAUGGGUGUGGCGCCGCCCAUGACCUCCAUUGUCGUAGAACGCCAUCAACCUAUUACACAGCACGCUAUUGGUCAAGCUUCUACUGCCAAAUGUGCUCGCCCUGCCCAACUGGGUCCCCGCACUCCUACUGUUGUGAAGACUUCCUCCAGAACAAACACCAACACUUGUAAUGUACCCUCUAUCAAAGUAGUUGAUUAAUUACAUAAACGUAAACACACACACCUCACAUAAACCAGCAUUGUCUAGAUGCAGGAUUUUACUUACUAUGCAACGACUCUGAGUAUGAUGUUGCUUUACAAGUUUUUUUUUUUAUAGGUAUCUUGAAGUUAUGUAUGAGUUUUCCUUCCUUGUGAGAGGCAAAGGGAACUUGAGCAAUUAUUCUUCAGAAACUCACUGAAGUUUGUGGCCCGAUGCACACGUAAAUUAUCAGCGCAGUUUUCAAAGAUUUUUUUUUAAGCUUCAAGUUAACUUUAUUAUUCAGGAAAAAGUGAAUGUAUAAAGACAUAGCCUACUGUACAUCAAAACCAAAGGCCUCCUGUUUGUAUAUGAUCGGGUGCUUUCUUUUUACAAAAUAAAUUAUUUUGGAGCAGUCUUUUUA